Molecule: messenger RNA, 1200 nt
Organism: Zingiber officinale
Lineage: Eukaryota; Viridiplantae; Streptophyta; Magnoliopsida; Zingiberales; Zingiberaceae
Product: nascent polypeptide-associated complex subunit alpha, muscle-specific form-like
Exons: 1
Coding region: 1-1200 (399 amino acids)
Molecular function (GO): calmodulin binding
Source: RefSeq, a predicted model, not a curated record
AUGGCUUCCUCAAGAGCAAGCACUCACAUGAAGGAGAAGACCACUCCAACUCACAUCGGUCCCGAAGACCCUCGCCGGCAGCGAACCACCAAAACGUCGGUCCCCAGUUCGCCGGAGCGAGACACAGCGCCACAACAGAGCAGACCUUUAAACCGUUCCAGCAGCGACGGGGCUAAAAGCACACCCCCACAGCAAACAUCCAGCGCCAGCGCUAAAUCGCGGCUGACCGCGUCGGCGAGAAAACCGGGGGAGAAGCCUCCGUCUCCUUCCCGUCAACCUUUGAAAUCUUCUCCGGCGACGAGCGGCGCCGUGAGAGAAAAGACAGCGAAGCCAUCCGCCUCCGCUGCUUCUCGGCCCGCAACAAAGCCAGGGAUCUCAUCGGAUAAAGCAACAAAGACUCUGAAAACCGGCGUUAAGGGACGGAGUAGUCCGUCCAGAGGAGCCGUCGCAUCCCGGAGGCCAAAGGAGUCGAGUUUGUCGGCCGACGAUGCCGCUCGGAUUACAACAAAGAGCGUGGAACCGGUCGUUACAGAAAAUACGGUUGUUACAGAAAAUAACAAUCAAACCGAGGAGCAGGACUCUGUUUCCAUUGCUUCGAUGGAUAUCGACUUCCUCGACGAGCACCACUACGACGACAUCUGCGACGAAAACCCCAUGGAAGUGGAAGAAGCCAUCAAAGAGAUCGACGAUGACCACAUCGAAGAAAAAGAUCAAGUCUCGGAGUGUGAAGAGCAUCACGAGUCGCCUAUACACGAUCCUGAUGGAAUUUGCUAUCCCCACGGAAGCAGAGUGAGCGAGAGCGACAACGAGGAGCUCUCCGACGAGCCACCUGCUGAAGCAGAGGAGAGUCAUAAGUCUCCGAUGGCAGAACCAAGCAAAGAAUUCAACAUCCAUGAGAAAAUAGAAGACGUCGCAGAUGAAACUAGUCUGAAUAACUCGCCGGCGGCAGAGCCAAGUACUGAGAAGAUAGAAGUUGAAACAAAGAAGUUUACUGCUCCGGCGGCGCCCUUUAGCAAGCCAGCACCUGUGCAGGAGAAGAAGAAGGAGGCGCCGGUGAGCAACGAGGUAAUCGAGGAGACUAGGAGCAAGCUACUGGAGAAGAAGAAGAGCAAGGUGAGUGCUUUAGUCGGAGCGUUUGAGACGGUCAUCUCGUUGCAGGAUGACGAAGGUCAACCAGGUCAAAGCCAAAAGUCCAUCUAA